Molecule: messenger RNA, 7568 nt
Organism: Tachyglossus aculeatus (Australian echidna)
Lineage: Eukaryota; Metazoa; Chordata; Mammalia; Monotremata; Tachyglossidae
Gene: ARHGEF12
Product: Rho guanine nucleotide exchange factor 12
Exons: 41
Coding region: 777-5399 (1540 amino acids)
Biological process (GO): G protein-coupled receptor signaling pathway; Rho protein signal transduction
Cellular component (GO): cytoplasm
Molecular function (GO): GTPase activator activity; G protein-coupled receptor binding; guanyl-nucleotide exchange factor activity
Source: RefSeq, a predicted model, not a curated record
ACCCGCUUGGCAGCCCCCUGCCCCGUUCCUGGGCACCUGAAGUGGUCCUCACUUGGCAGCCCUCUCCUACUGCCCGGGGCCUGAAGUGACCCCCCUCACUUGGCAGCCCUCUUUUCCUGCCUGGAGGCUGCCCCUGCCCCCUUUCUGGGUAUUGGAAGCCACCCCCACUUGGCAGCCCACUCCUCCUGCCCGGGGCCUGAAGUGACGCCCCCCUCACUUGGCAGCCCUGUCUUCCUGCCCGGGGACUGCCCCUUUCUUGGGCACUUGAAGCGACCCCCACUUGGCAGCCCACUCCUCCUGCCCGGGGCCUGAAGUGACCCCCCUCAUUUGGCAGCCCUAUCUUCCUGCCUGGGGGCUGCCCCUUGCCCCCUUCCUGGGCACUCGGCAGCCCUCUCCUCUUGCCCGGGGGCUGCCCCCUAACUGGGGCCUGAAGCGACCCCCAUUUGGCAGCCCCCUCCUCCUGCCCGGGCUGCCCACCCCGAGGAUUUACAGCCAAUUCGUAGCAUCCCUCCUCUGGAAGACCCCGAGACCAUCGCCGGGAGAAGGAGUUUGUUUUUCCCAGCAAGCCGCCCCUCCCCCCCUCCUCACUCCCCCUCCUUUCCUCCCCUCGCCGAAGAAGUGGAUUUUCUUGGUGACUGGGAAUUUUUUUCGAUCGGACUUCUUGGGGAACUCUUUGGAAGUAGGGCGUUGCAAGACGCGGGGGGUGGGGGAGGAGUGUUUAAAGAAGUUGUAAAAUGCAAGUUGGAUAAAAAACGACCUCUCGCCAAAGGGCCCCAAUGAGUGGCACACAGUCUACUAUCACGGACAGGUUUCCUCUCAAAAAACCUAUAAGACAUGGAAGUAUUUUGACCCGAGAGUCACCAACAGACAAGAAGCAGAAGGUUGAGCGCAGUACAUCCCACGACUUUGAUCCCACAGACAGUUCCUCCAAGAAGACAAAGUCUAGUUCAGAGGAGAGUAGAUCGGAGACAUAUGGUCUCGUUCAGCGCUGUGUAAUUAUCCAGAAGGAUGACAAUGGAUUUGGACUGACCGUCAGUGGAGACAACCCAGUCUUCGUACAGUCUGUCAAAGAAGAUGGAGCAGCCAUGCGGGCUGGAGUACAGACGGGUGAUCGGAUCAUCAAGGUGAAUGGAACUCUUGUGACGCACUCAAACCAUUUGGAGGUGGUGAAACUUAUCAAGUCGGGUUCCUAUGUAGCUCUCACUGUUCAGGGUCGCCCACCUGGGUCACCCCAAUUUCCAUUAGCUGACUCGGAAGUGGAUCCGGCAGUCUUCGGACAUAUGUCUCCCAUCCUGACAUCCCCCCACUCACCCGGACCAUCUGGAAAUAUGGAGAGAAUCACAAGCCCAGUGCUGAUGGGGGAGGAGAACAAUGUUGUUCACAACCAGAAAGUGGAGAUUCUGAGAAAGAUGUUACAGAAAGAACAGGAGCGGUUCCAGUCGUUGCAGGAAGAUUACAACCGAGCACCCUCUCAACGGCUCCUCAAGGAGAUCCAGGAGGCCAAGAAGCACAUCCCUCAGCUGCAGGAGCAGCUGUCCAAAGCCACAGGCUCUUCUCAGGAUGGAGCCGCAGUUCUACUCCCUAAGCCCUUGGGCGAUUCCUUGCUGGCCAGCGAGGUAGAAACAGACAGUGGGGAUGCGGUGGGUAGAAUUGAUUAUACCAGUGGAGAGGGUUCUCGACCCAGCAGCGACAUUGCUGAUAGUCCUCGGAGUGGCCUGAGAGAAAGGAUGUCUCUAGAAGAAAGCCCAGAGAAAAUGGAGAUGCAAGAUAAUGAUUCACACUCCAACAUCGGGAGUUCCCCUAACCGUAUAGCGUCUCAGAUCAUCGGGGCUGAAGAUGAUGAUUUUGGCACAGAACACGAACAGAUUAACGGGCAGUGCAGCUGCUUCCAAAGCAUCGAACUGCUGAAAUCGCGCCCUGCCCACCUGGCUGUGUUCCUGCACCAUGUGGUGUCACAGUUUGAUCCUGCAACGUUGCUCUGUUAUCUUUACGCAGAAUUGUAUAAACAGACGAACUCCAAAGAGACUCGCCGAAUCUUCCUUGAGUUUCAUCAGUUCUUCUUGGACCGGGCGGCGCACCUGAAAGUUUCGGUUCCCGAAGAAAUGUCUUUAGACCUAGAGAAGAGAAGACCAGAGCUCAUUCCUGAGGAACUGCAUCGCCAUUAUAUUCAUACUAUGCAAGAAAAAGUCUACCCGGAGGUUCAGAAGCACCUGGAAGACUUUAGGCAGAAGCGUAGUAUGGGCCUGACUCUGGCCGAGAGCGAGCUGACCAAGCUGGACGCAGAGCGGGAUCGAGACCGACUCACCCUGGACAGAGAGCGGGCCUGUGCGGAGCAGAUCAUUGCCAAAAUCGAAGAUGUGUUGAUGGCCGCUCAAGCCGUGGAAGAGGACAAGAGUUCCACCAUGCAGUAUGUGAUUUUCACAUACAUGAAGCACUUGGGGGUAAAAGUGAAAGAGCCUCGGAACCUGGAACACAAGCGAGGUCGCAUUGGAUUCCUACCAAAGAUCAAGCAAAGUAUGAAGAAAGACAGAGAAGGAGAGGAAAAGGUAAAGAGAAGAGGCUUCCCCAACAUCUUGGGCCCCCCAAGAAGACCAAGCCGCCAUGACAGCAGUGCAAUCGGCAGAGCCAUGGAACUGCAGAAGCAGCGCCACCCAAAGCACUUACCCUCGCCCUCCUCCGUGAGCCCCGAGCCCUCGGACUCUGCCAAGCUGCGCCAGAGCGGGAUCUUAAACGAUGGUGGAGACGUCGGGUAUCUGCCUGCUAACCCCACGUCCUCUCUGACUUCAGGAUUCAGUUCCACCCAGGAGGGAGGGAAGGAGAAUGAGACAGGGCCAAAGCAGACAGGAGAAGCCCAAGCCUUUGGAGACUGCACAGAUGCCACCCCCCGGAUUCCCAAUACCAUCUUUGAUUUCCCUCCCCCACUGCUUGACCAUUUACAAGAGGAGGAAGGCGAAAUGGAAAGGUUAGCGGAACAUGGAACUCCAAAACCUUUCCGAAAGUUUGACAGCGUAGCCUUUGGCGAUAUUCAGAGUGAAGAUGAACAAUCUGAGAAUGACUUGGAGACAGACCCUCCCAACUGGCAACAGCUUGUGAGCCGAGAGGUACUCUCCAGGCAGACACCUUAUGAGAUCAAGCGCCAGGAAGUGAUUAAUGAACUGUUCUACACUGAACGAGCCCACGUCCGCACCCUGAAGGUUCUCGAUCAGGUGUUCUACCAGCGAGUGUCCCGAGAAGGGAUCCUGCCCCCGUCAGAACUGCGGAAAAUCUUUUCGAAUCUGGAGGACAUUCUACAGUUACACAUUGGGUUGAAUGAGCAGAUGAAGGUUAUUCGGAAAAGGGAGGAGACCUCAGUUAUCGGUCAGAUCGGGGAGGACUUGCUGACUUGGUUCAGUGGAGCAGGGGAGGAGAAGUUGAAACAAGCAGCUGCCACUUUUUGCAGCAACCAGCCUUUUGCUCUGGAAAUGAUCAAAUCUCGUCAGAAGAAGGACUCACGCUUCCAGACCUUCGUGCAGGAUGCCGAGAGUAAUCCACUGUGUCGUCGACUGCAGCUAAAGGAUAUCAUUCCCACUCAGAUGCAGAGGCUCACUAAGUACCCCCUUCUGCUGGAUAAUAUUGCUAAGUACACAGAAUGUCCAGAGGAAAAGGAAAAGGUGAAAAGGGCAGCAGAUCACUGUCGCCAGAUCCUUAACUACGUGAACCAGGCAGUCAAAGAGUCCGAGAACAAGCAGCGCCUGGAAGAUUAUCAGCGCCGCCUCGAUACAUCCAACCUGAAGCUGACGGAAUACCCAAAUGUCGAAGAGCUGAGGAAUCUGGAUUUAACCAAGAGAAAGAUGAUUCACGAAGGACCGCUGGUGUGGAAGGUGAAUCGGGAUAAGACUAUCGAUCUGUAUACACUGCUGCUGGAGGACAUUCUAGUGCUGUUACAAAAACAAGAUGACCGGCUCGUGCUGAGGUGUCACAGUAAAAUUCUGGCAUCUUCAGCAGACAGCAAGCACAUAUUCAGCCCCGUCAUCAAAUUGAAUACGGUAUUGGUUCGGCAAGUGGCAACCGAUAACAAAGCUUUAUUCGUCAUCUCCAUGUCGGAAAAUCGCGCCCAGAUUUAUGAGCUGGUGGCACAGACAGUUUCUGAAAAGACAGUUUGGCAGGACCUGAUUGCUCGGAUGGCUCUUGCAGUGAAGGAACAAUCUACGGUUCCGCUACCCCAGUCUCCACCUUGCGAAGGGGAGCGGGAUGAAGAGGAACCCUCCAAAUUGAAGGAGGGGCCCCAGGGUAUCACUGCCAGCAAUCUGCAAAGUCCAGAGAAAGACUUGGGUUUGGAGUCAACCUUAAUAUCAAAGGCUCAGUCCCACUCACCUGUUACAGCCGGGAAGCCUGAAGUCGAUGUUCUUCUUGGGGCCAAGAGAGAGUUUGAAAAAGAGGAACAUGCAGAAGAAGCCCUGAAAGAAACUGGGAUGGACUAUCAAAGCCCAGUCCUGGACCCACAUUUUCCUGUUUCAGAAGAACAGUGGGCAUUGGAUGCCCUGAGGAACUUGGAUUUGCUGAAGCAGCUAUUGGUGCGGCAGCUGGGUGUGACCGAUAAAGGGACUUGGGAAGACUGGCAGCAUGUCCCCAGGUGUAGGACAGCCUCUCAGGGGGCCCGGGCAGGCAGCGGGAUCCACGGCGGACCAGGCCCCUCUGCCAACCACCAGGCCGCCCAGCCCGGAGAGGCCCGGCUGCCCUGCAGAACGGGGACUGGCCGAGCUACGGCUUGUUAUAGUCCAAGGACUUCCGUUGUAUCCCCGGCUCCCCGGGACCCUCUGGAGCUGGCAUCCCAGGAGAGCGGGGCAAGGAACAGUUUGGCAAUGGACCACGUGAUCCCGACCCCCGAGGUGCCCACCCCAGAUCUGGAAGUGGGCCCUGACGACAGCGGAGAGCACUUUUUCGACGCCCGCGAGGCCCACAGUGAUGAUAAUCCGUCAGAAGGGGAUGGAAGUGAAAGGAAAGAAGAGGAGGAGGUGCAGUUACGGAUCUCAGGAAACUUUUUGAUCCUUGACGGAUACGAGACAGUGCAAGAGAGCUCCACGGAUGAAGAGAUAGCGUCCUCCGUAGGCCUCCCGCGCACUGCGGGCCCCAGCUCUCUGGACUGUGCUGACGAGCAGGAGCGUUUCUGCCGGCCUGAUGGAGGCAGCUCCCCCUUCACCCCAGAAUGGCUACAUCCGCGCUUGGGAGCCCCGGGAGAGCCGGGCUUCGGGGCCCAGAGCCGCCCUCCCUCUGGAGAUUCCCGCAGCCAGAUCUUGCAGUACAUUCAGAAGAUAGAGGCCGACCUCGAACACUUAAAGGAGGUGGAGGAAAGUUACACCACUCUUUGCCAAAGGCUGGCUGGAUCAGCCCCCACAGAAGAGCACUCAGAUAGAAGCUAAAGUCGCGUCUCCCGGAGGGGCCUGAAGGAAGAGCGUCAUCGGCCUCGCGUCACCACGCCCCGGCUCUCGGGUGGAUUUGGGAAGGGAGAGUGACGGGAGUGUCUGCCGGGGGUCCGAACGAGGAACAGAGAUCUCGAGCGUGCUCGGCGGGGAGAUAGCUGGUCCCUGGAGGGGCAGCGCUGCCUUGUCCAGCCGGCGGGAGCCAGUAGCAUCUACUCUUACAACCUCCUCCUCCCCUCUUGGAAAUUCAUUUGAACAAAAAAAAAAAACGAAAACCAAAUGUACAGAGCUUUGGGGGUAGGCCAUAAAAAUAUAUUUAGACUUUUAAAAAAAAGAAAAAAAAAGAAAAUCAGAUGUAUUUAUUUGACUUCAUUCCGUAUUUUGAAAGCACAUUUUAAUUUUUUUUUUUUUUUGCUGUAUUUUUGGUUGGUUUUAAUUGAGUAGUGACAGUUUUAGCCCUUAGUAUUUACUGCAUCCAAGGUCAGCUGGUCCCGAAGUCAAAAUUCAGACCUAAUGGGAGCUGGAGUUGGCUGGGGGGAGGGAUGGAGGAGGAGGAGGAGGAGGAGGAGGAGGAGGAGGAGGAGGAGGAAGAAGAAGAGGAGCAGAGGGUACGUGGUUUCACCGGACUGGAUUUGGCAAUCCCGGCUGGUUGGCACCCAGGCUGUUUCUGAAAGGGCCAGCUCUCCCCAAGACUCUCGUGAAGAGGGUCUGGACUGUGGACUGCAGUGAUCGGGCAGCAAGGGGGCUUUCCCGGCCCUCUCCCCAGCAGGGGAAAGUCUCUUCCUCUGCAGCUAAGGUCAUCUCCCGUGUAACGAGAAUUCUCAAUGCACUAAAUAGCCAGGCACUUGAAAAUUGGUGAACUUAGUCUCUCCUUCCCACCCUCCCUCCCCCACCCCCCACCUCAUCUUCCUCUAAGUCGUGGGAUCUAAGAGGAAGAGGAGAAGCCAGAUGUUAUUUUCUUGACUGUAAGAUAGUCUUGAUAUUGUCUCAUUUUUGUAGUGAUCUGUGGGGCUUGGGCACUUGUGUAAAAUUGUCCCCUGCUGGUUGAGCAGAAAAAAAAGCAAACAAAAAAAUAUUUCAGAGAGAAAAGUGGAAGGGGGGGGGUGGGAUUGGGGGGGGUGGGAGGGAGGGACUCGGGUAUGGGCGUGUCUAGCUGAAACACUACUGAGUUGAACCAUGGCUACUGUUGGAGUUAGCCAGGGGUACUGCUGAUUAUAGGGCCAGUAAGUUUUUAGUACCUGGAGGUUUGACUCGCUGAAUUUGCACUGAUCGUGCCAAAGUGCUCUCGGAUCACGUCAGACCCGAAGCCGGACUGGAGAGAGACGCCCUGGAGGAUGCUGGGGAUGGCCUACACCUGCUCCGUAUGGCACUUCUGUGACUUCACGGCUCUAGCCCACUCCAUCCUGGGAGCAAGAUGGACCUUGCAAAUCACAGACGGUUGCCAGAACGCACGCACGCACAUGCACACACAUGUACACACACACACACACACACACACACACACACACACACACACACACACACACACACACGACAUGACCCUCCAGGCUGGUCCGCGGAACACAUCCCGGAAUUGGCAGUACCCGACAGCAGCCUGGCUCAAUCGAGAAACCAUCACUUCCAAACUCCUUCAUUCCAACAGUUUUUCGACAGCAUUUUUAUCUGCAUCAGUCAGGGGAGCCAAACGUUGUGCCAAACUCGCAGAACUGGUAGCGUUUAAAGGAAUUCACCUCCCGUUUACGUGUUUUAGCGGUUCCCCCACCAAUCUCCGUGGAGGGUCAGGUUCUAAUGUUCACUUCAUGUUCUCUUGCGGACAUACACGAUCAGGUCUUUUGGCAUGGCACAUGACAAAAAGCCCUCCGCUGUCUAUCAGACAUUGUGUGGCUAGGGCCUAACCACUCCAUCUGGCAGAAUACAGUUCCGGGCUACCCUUGUCUAGAACCUGAGCUUUGAAAAGAUUCAGCCGCAGGCAUUGAUUUUUGGACCUCUUCUGUGGGCCUGUUCUUGAUCCCAGAUCGGAGAUGAAAUACAGUUUGGGCCGCGAUGGGGAUAGAGAGCUUUCGAGGCAGAACUGAGGUGAAUGGAAGAUUGGCUGGGCUGGAGGGUUCCCAAUCAGGCAAGGGGAGUGAGCUGGAAACAAAAGCGGCUUCCCCUUGGUGCUGGCAAGCG